Rhinocladiella mackenziei CBS 650.93 is the source of this 1461-nucleotide messenger RNA. RefSeq lists its product as uncharacterized. Gene Ontology annotation, biological process: DNA-templated transcription; positive regulation of transcription from RNA polymerase II promoter by galactose. Bases 1 to 1461 code for a protein of 486 amino acids. Gene Ontology annotation, molecular function: zinc ion binding; DNA-binding transcription factor activity, RNA polymerase II-specific; RNA polymerase II cis-regulatory region sequence-specific DNA binding. Lineage: Eukaryota; Fungi; Ascomycota; Eurotiomycetes; Chaetothyriales; Herpotrichiellaceae. The transcript has a single exon. Gene Ontology annotation, cellular component: nucleus. The record is from RefSeq and is a predicted model, not a curated record.
AUGAAUUGCGAAGGGAGGGACGAUGUCGGUCGUCGGUUUUACCGCAGAUGCCAGGAACUCCUGACAGAGGAGAUAGAAGGGCCCUCAAUUACCGCACUUCAAUGCCACAUAUUUUCCGUCAUCUACCUUACAAACGCCUCCUUCUACAACACGGCCCAUAGUACCCUAGCUCUGGCUAUCCGAGCGGGUGUCAUCGUAGGUCUGCAUCUGGAACCCUCUGGUUGCAUGCCUGCCUCCCAAAGAGAGUUCCGCAAGCGAUUAUGGUGGACAUUGUACGCUCUGGAAAUGAAAGCUGCCAUGGAACUAGGACGACCAUUAGUUGUUAAUGUAUCUCAGGUAACCUGCAAUUUGCCAAAGGAUGAUAAAGACGCGACCGGGCUCUCAGAUUCGACUUCCACGUUCACGGGUGACGGGGUUACCGGCUACACUUGGAACUUGCAAUUCAUCAAACUCAUCUUGGCCGCUCGGUCAGUUUAUAUCACCUUCUGCCACAAAUGUGCGGAGAUUUUAAGGAACAAUGGAGGAAACAGUCCAUACAAUGACCCUCAAGCGCUCGAAGUCUGUGCUGAAUAUCUGCUAUCGAGGAUGGAUUUUCUCCAGACGUGGCUUCACGGCGUUCCCGAAUCUUUGAAGAUUAAAAGAAAGGGUACCGGUGAAUUGUUCUCCACCGAUAGGUCCCCUCUUGACCUAAAAUCAAUGUCUCCUUUCUGGCUUCACCGACACAAAUUAUUGUUGGAGUUUCUUUAUCACAAUCUUUCCAUGAACCUGUAUCGACCAUUUAUCUGCUUUUUUCGAGUGUCGGAUGCCUGCACCAAAAUGACCGAUAAUAAUGCAAUGGCGUGUGUUAAUCAUGCCGUCACCAUUACCCAGAUCAUCCACCAAAUCCCGAUUGAAGGCGACGUUCUCGAUGGCUGGCACGAAAUACUCCAGUGGCAAUGGAACGCUAUCCUCUCACUGGUCGGAUACAUAUUGACCUAUCCUCUUGCGCCAUCUACACCAUCAGCUCGCAAGGCCCUCAGUAUUGCGAUACGCGUCUUUGAACUUCUUGAAAGCAACGUUCCCUGUGCCGCCAAUGCCGCCAGUGUGGCAAGGGAUCUCUCGGGCAAAGCAGAUUUUCUCGUUGACCACUUUCGGAGCAAUCUAACCACGCUGACGCCUUCUCGUUGGGAUAAUGGAGACGUGUUGCAGAAAUACGGCAGCGAUUUUAGAAGCCCGAAUUUUGUCUCUCAGCUUGAAGGGCUCUCGCCUGUGAUGGUUCCAAAUGAGCUAGGGUCUCGUUCCCUCAACGAUUUUGCGUCGACGUAUGGCAGUGACACUUUCAUUCCCGAUCUGAAUUGGGAUCCGGAGCUGUCAUUACCAUGGCUUCCUAGCAUGGAAACGAAUGCUGAGUUGGGGUGGAACACUGAAGGGCUUGAGCUGCGCCAGGUGCGUGAAUGGCGGGACUUUUCUAAUGAAGCCUGA